UAGCAACGAAACAACCCCCUAUGACGAAUAAAUUCUACGUUGUGUUGCUCUUCAAACAUACAUAUUACACACAAAACAAGGUUUAGCGAUGACAGGGGAUUGCCAGUGUUAGUAGAAUUGAUAAGUGUCCUCAAUGACGUCGUUGUUCCGCUGCGCGGGUGAUGUUGUGUUUGACCACACUGCACCCAGGCCAGGCAGCAUCAGUAGCGUGCAGUUGAAGCAGUACUCGGAGACAUGCAACUUUCUGCAGUACUUGAAACCCCUCACACCACAGCAGCCAUGCUUCUUUGCACAAAUCAGAGGCAUCGCUCAGAACAGCAAGAUCACCCUGGGCAUUGCUGGUCCAGACAUCGAGGAUGAUGCUCACCCGGGCAACUGGAACAACUCUGUGGGUUACCAUAGCGACACAGGAAAGUGCUAUACAUCCCAUAAUGGCACGGCUAACACAGAUGGAGAAAAGUUUGGCAUUGGCGAUGAGUUUGGAGUGCUGGUGACGUACUUUGGCUCAACCAUGUCAACAGUAACGUUUCUAAAGAAUGGACAACCAGUUGCCACACGGUAUUUGUUUGAGACUAAUCACAGUCACUUCUUGCCCACCAUUGCACUAGAGAACGGACCAAUUGACCUGGGUCUCAUGUGGCCGGAGACUGUUGUCGGUGUUCCAGAGUUUACUGAGACCAACAUGCUUCACUGGAUCCGACCGAGCAUUGUUCAGUACAGCGUUGUAAACAACAUGUUUGUUGUUGGCAAGGAUGCUGGAGAGCCAAACAUCAUCCAGAGUCCACGACCACUAAGAACAGGCCAGCAGCAUUUUGAGGUGAUUGUCCAGGAGACGUCCCCCGAGGGGCGGGGGCCGGGGAUCACGCUGGCCACGUGUAGCCCCCUGAAACCCACCCCCAUCUGCUCCCUCUCGUCUGACUUCCUCAUGUGGCAGGCUAACGGCAAGAACUGUAAGGUGAUGGUGGGACAGCACAUCGGAUGGGGUGUUCACUACAACCCCCUCACACGAGACCUGCCUGGCUUCGACUGCAGGGCAGAACAGCUAGUGUUGUGCUACGUCUCCAUGGAUACCAGGAUCGGUCAUUACCAGAUGAUGUUGCAGCCUGCGGGCGGGUUCUACCCUGUUGUUGUCCUGUAUAGAGAAGCAUCUAAAGUUACAGUGGAUGUGGAGUCCAACCCCAUGCCGUCUGUAAAUGACAAGUUGGAUGAAGCAUUUCUCCGACUCAUGGAAGAAGCCAAGCGGACCCUGGCAUCCGCUGCAAUCAGUUCAGAGAUCAUCUUGUCCAUGUUUCGUAAGUCGGAUGCUCUCCAGGUUUUGAACAUGGAGAAGUACAGUCGGCUGCGUCUGCCAGCUGAGGAGAAGGGCAUCCACGUCAUACAGCUGCAGAAACCCUUCAACACCGUCAACAGGAGCUAUGUUCUGGAGAUUAGGAGACUCAAUGAGGACUCAGUUGUAUCCUUCGGUGUGGCGGGGUCUAGUUUCCCUCUGAAGAAACUGCCUGGGAAGUGUGCGGAAUCUGUGGGCUGGGUGUCGCGGGAUGGACGACUGUAUGCAAAUGAGAAGAACCAGGGCAACAUGCCGGGGGAGAGGUUCUGUGAAGGAGACACUGUUUCAAUGGAAAUAUCAUCUUUUGCCAAGGAGAUGUCUGUGUGUCUGUUCAGUAAGAAUUCCCGUGCCAUCGGCACCCGCUACUACACGGAGGGGGAGACGUCGGAGCACCUUCCCACCAUCGCUGUGUGCGGCAACGGCUAUGACGUGGAGAUACAUGUCUACUGGCAGACACAGAUCCUGUCCAACACCAGCUUCGGUGUGACCAAUGCUGACCACUGGUGUUUGCCGAGCGGCUCCAAAGUGGACCAGGCUACCUGUCGGGUGAACGUCCGGGAUCACAUAUCUCCGGUUGCACUCCAAGCUCCAUACAGUCUCAAUAGAGGGUACAAUCAUUUUGAAAUCAAGAUUAUUGACAAAUUUGACGACGACUCCCCUCCUCCAGCUCUGGCCUUGUCAACAGCGAGUCCCUUCGAUCCCCCGCCACAGUCCAACUUCAAGCAGGACUUCCUCCGCUUCUGGGCCACAGGAGAAGCCAGGGACGUGGUACAGAAGGGGGACUUGGUGGGCUGGGGACUGUUGUAUCUGGACAAUACCCUGGAGGAUCAUGAGGAGCAACUGGUCAUCUGCUACUUGACCGUCAACAGGAACAUGGUCCUGACCCGUGUCAUCUACCAGCCCCCGGGGGGCUUCUAUCCCCUGGUCAUCCUGCCCCCUGGUGUAAAUCAUGUUCAGCUUGACUUUUCCGCCUCCAUCAUCCAGUCACACCCUUUCACAAAGCAGGCAGUUGACAUUCUUGUCAAGGAGGCCAAGCAACUGAUUGACCUUGAAAACUCAGUACAAGCAGACGGUGGGGACCUGGAUGACCUUGACAUCAAAGACCAACUGUUCAAACCUCUCCCGGACAUCCCAGAGGACAUGCCCACUGAGAAGUAUGUAGAGCCAGGGAAGGAGGAGACAACUCCAGUCGUUCAGCCUGCUUCAGUUUCAAAUCAAGCUCCGCCUCCCCCCAAUUUUCUCCCGGCACCACAAGAAAGAGGCUUUGAUCCUAUCAUCACACAGGGAAACGCGAGGGAAAAGGUUAAACGAAGAAAUUCAAAACGGUCAGGAAAUGGGGAUGAGGCAAAAUCCAAGAGUUGUACAAUCUUGUGAUCAGGUUUGUCAUGUCUGUUCUAAGUUGUGCCAACUGUAUGUUUCUGUAGGUGUUGAAGAGUGUGGUAUUUUCAGGUAACUAUGGCUUCUGUGAUGUGAUUCUACUGCUGCCUCUUGUUGGAACGUGUAUGAUCAUGUCUAUGUAUCUUAGACGCAAUAUUUAAUGGUUAUACAUUCAUUCCUGUCUUCAGAAAACAUUCCAGUGUGAAUACCAAGGAAGUCCCUUGUCUUGUUCAUGCUUCUAUAAUUGAGGAAUUAAUUGCCAGUUAAUUUACAAUGCAGUGUAAAGCCACGGCUUGAAGUUCUUCAAUAGAUCACAACUGUCAGAGGAUUGCUGAAUACAGUUGAAGGAGAUAGUAUCUUCCAAAGUUUACAAAGACAGCUGUGCAAAUUAUUUACAUGUACAAAAUAAAAAUGUUUUUGAGCAGCUAAACAGCUAUGAAAACAAAGAAUCUUUAUUAUGUUUAAUGUAUAGAAAUAAUUUUCCCAUACACUGAAAAGUAAAUGGCAGUCGUUUCUGACUGGCCACUAAGCAUUAUGAAAUAGAGACACAUUUCUUGCAAUGUUAUUUAUAUGCAAUACAAAAUGGCUCACCUUGUUCUUGUGGAUGAUAUAUUCCUUAGUCGAUCUGUGUCAAAGCUUUAUCUGACCUCUUCAGGGACUGUUGUUAUAAUGUGUGACUGUUGUUUCAACUUACUGUAAUACCUGGCUGUAUAUUUGGACCUUGUUGAUUCAAGAUACUGGUCACUUUUUUGAGACCUGAACUGAUCUUUCAACUUUGAGUUGGUCCUCUAUGUUGUGUUGUGUCUGCAGAUCCUGAUAGGGUCUUCUCAUCAAGUUGAUGAAUUCCAAUUGAGGCCACAAAUCUUAUCUUCACCACAUAUUGUAACAGAUUUUUGAUGUCUGUAAUUAAUUUUAGGCCAAAUACUUAACAAUCUAUCUCAUUAAAAUCAGACCUUUUACUCUGAUAUGAAACCUCUCUCUGUGUUACGAUUUCAUAGAUAUACAUGUAUGUUUAACUUUCUUUAUUGGGGAAUCUUUGCAUAUCUCUUGAUUUGAUAAUGAUAUAUUUUAUAUGCAAUAUAUAUGUGAAAAAUGAUUGUUUCAUGACGGUCCUACUGAAGAUCUGAAUUAUAUAAUCUUUGAUCUGAAGUAUUAGUUGAAUAUGUGGCCAAACUGCCCUUUAUAAUUCAUUUUGUUUACAGUACAUUUACAAACCACAUUUAUAUAGAUGUCUGAUUUUGGAGGAGAUUUAUAUUUCCUGAAAUGGUUUGCCAAAUUUGGAACCAUAUCAUGAUGAUGGUACACAUACAAUCUCCACAGCAUUAAGUCAAAUCUGAUCCCACCGAAUAUUGGUUCAUACAGCUGCCUCGUUCACAGUGAUCUCCAUUGGUGCAGAACAUUAUACACAAGGGUUAUCUUGAUAGAUAUUAGAUGUAUUGCAGGUAAUAUGAACGAUAUAAGAUGUAUUGCAGGUAAUAUGAAAGAUAUUAGAUGAUUUGCAGGUAAUAUGAAAGUUACAAAAAUGUAUUGCAGGUAAUAUGAAAGAUAUAAGAUGUAUUGCAGGUAAUAUGAAAGAUAUAAGAUGUAUUGCAGGUAAUAUGAAAGAUAUAAGGUGUAUUGCAGGUGAUAUGAAAGAUAUUAGAUGUAUUGCAGGUAAUAUGAAAGUUACAAAAAUGUAUUGCAGGUAAUAUGAAAGAUAUAAGAUGUAUUGCAGGUAAUAUGAAAGAUAUUAGAUGUAUUGCAGGUAAUAUGAAAGAUACAAAAAUGGAUUGCAGGUAAUAUGAAAGAUAUAAGAUGUAUUGCAGCUAAAUUUGAAAGAUAUAAAAUGUAUUGCCUGUAAUAUGAAAGAUAUAAAAAUGUAUUGCAGGUUAUGUGAAAGACAAAAAGAUUGAUUGCUAGUAAUAUGAUCUCAUAGAUGCAUAAUAACAUACCUGUCUGUUUGGUUUAUGAAAUAUUUUUAUACACAUACUCAUAAUUCCUUCUGGAGUCUGUUAGGAAACAAAUGAUCUGUCAUGAUAUUUUGCUUAUGUUUAGAUACAAGGAAGCUGUACGUCUAGUCUGUUUCAUGACAACACUUGUCAUAUACUAGCUACCAUAAAAAGGAAUGACUUUUCAAGCUGAAUCAAAACAUAUUCAGUGUUUUGACUCUGUUGACUAACAAUGAUGCAACAGUAAAUAAUAGAAUAUUACAGUUCAUUUUCAUACCAUAUUAUUGCGGAUGUGAUGUGAUGCGAUACUUCAUUACUACAUAUGACAGUGUAAGACUGUGUCUGAAAGUAAUUACAAUCAAAGUGUGGAUAUUGCAUAGUCAACUCUGACCACCAACCUUCCCCUCCCCAGGUCGGUUGUCUACUGUUUUGUGUUCACUGCGCAAAAUAAACUGUUAUGUAUCGGGAGUCCUUCAAAACAUAUCAUUCAUUCUAUUGCCUAUGUGAAGCAAUGAAGCUGAGUAAUAUGCCAUAGCAAAAGAGGAAUUAAGUUGCAUCGGCAAGUGUAAAUGCAUUGUAACCUUGUUGCAUGAUGUCAUCAAUGGAAUGUUGCUGCAUGUUAGAAAUUGAGGGAAAUAUUUAAAUGUGUAUUAAUGUUUUGUCAAUGUGCGGUUAAAAUUAACAGUUGACUACUAAUAAUUAUACUUUUAUUAAAAACUGUUAAGGCUGUGAGUGUCCAUACAUAUCUCUAUAGUACAGUGUGGACUUAGUAUGGAAGAUAACAAGGGUGCCUCAUUUCUAUAUUUGGAGAGUUAGGGUUUCUAAAAUCUAUGUUAUUUAAUCUAUCUUAGAAAAAGUUAAUCCAGUAUAAUAACUUAUUUUGAUACAUUUUUGUUAUAGAUAUAAUAAGGUUCAUUUGAUGCAUAUUUUUGUUUUUAAUUGACACACCGUUUUGUCAGUUUUCUGGUAUUUUUGAAGAUCUCUUGUCCAAAAGACAAAGCCCGAUAAACACAAUAUUUUUGGUCGUACUUAUAUUUGUUUAUUGAAUAGUGAGUGAGUGAGUGAGUAUGGUUUUACGCCCGUUUUGGCAAUAUUCCAGCAAUAUCACGGCGGGGGACACCAGAAAUGGGCUUUUAUUGAAUAGAUAAAUGCAUAUUAAAAAUGUGUACUUUUUAAGAAUACUAACCAUGGACAUUCUGUAAUUUGUUUUAAAAGCUUUUGGUUUGGUUUGUUGUUUAACCCCGUACUUGGCAAUAUUCCAGCUACAUGACGUCAGUCUGUAAAUAAUCGAGUCUGGACCAGACAAUCCAGUGAUUGAUAUCAUGAGCAUCGAUCCACGCUUUUGGGAUCGAUGACAUGCAUCAACCAAGUCAGCGAGGAUGACCACCCAAUCCCGUUAGUCGCCUCUUACAAAAGUUUUAGGAAGAAUGGACCGAUAAUUUAGAAGAUAACCUAUGACACUUUUUAGGGAUGGUUGCAAAAGGAAGAAGUGCACAAAAUUGUGAAAAUAGGUACAUUUUGCAGAUACAAUUCAAAUUUGUAAAGUUCAGAUAGGUUUUACAAACAUUACAAUUAUACAGGUGUACACAGGAGCAUCUCACAAAUGAGGAAUUUCAGAACUAUUUGAUAAAACUUAACAUAAAACUCAUUAAGAGUAAUUGUUGUACUUCACUUCAUGAUGCUCUUCAAAUUAUGUCAGCAGAAGAGGGUAUUGAGGCUUGAAUAUGCACAGCAGCAUAAGGGUUAAUAGACAAGCAUACAACCUUCAUCGUAUGUAUAUUCUGAAAUUGUUGAUUAUUAACAUUGUUACUGUUGAUAUAUAUUUUAUGUAAAUGUGUUUGCAACUGAAUACAUCAUUUGUUAAUGUUGUUAUAUACAAUUUAUUUUGUUUGCAAUCUCUUCUCUCUGUGAUAUGUAAUCAUGUACACCUAUAAUGGCCACUUCUUUCAGUGGAUUUCCCUCCUUGCUUGUUAUCAACUGUGAUCAUCUGGUAAAUGUAGUUACAGACUUGAAAUACUUUGCAUUUUAUUUUUGUUUUGUUAUCUUCAGGAUGGUAUUCAAAGCCUGUUGGUUUGAUAGCUGAGAAUGUAGUGUUCGACAAGACCAAUAUGGUUUAUAUAAUUAUAUAUAUACCUGGUUACACUACUGAACAUUGAAGACCAGGGCCCACUUGCACAGAACAAUCUGAGUUACAAUCGAUCUUAGCCGGCUACAAUCAACUUUACAAUCACCAUGCAAUUGUCCUAUUCCACUUGCACAAACCGAUCUUAGCACGAUUGUAAGGCGGCUUGGAUUAAGAUCGCGAUCUUAACUAAGAUCAAACUCUUCAGCGGUGGAGGUAAAAAAACCUUGGUCACGCGUCAUUGGCUACGGUGUAGAGUUAUCUCCCUUGCAGCAGCAGUCAGACGAUACAUUGUUGUAAACCUGUCAGUCAGAAUGUCAACAGAAAAGAGAACAAGAACCAGUUUCUCCAAGCAAGAGCUAACUGUGCUCACAGACGAAGUGUCAGCCAAUAACGAUGUCUUGUUCGCCCCAUUUUCCCCGAUCGUGACGAAUAAACGAAAGGCGGACCUGUGGGAAAACACCGCCGAGAAGUAAGAACAAUGUACCAAUUUGAAAUACUGUAUAUAUACUAAUGGAAACUGAAACAUUUAUGUACAACAUUAAUUAGCUGGAUCGUAUUUCUACAGUUCUUUGUGCAGUAGUUUUCAUGACUGGAACAAGGACGAAUGAGGCAUUCUGUAUCGCGCAUACAGCUCGUCGUCACCUAGAAUUUCGAGUUGCAUGGUUCUAUCUCUAAAAACCCGUUCUCUCCUAAUAAAACUGUCAUAUUCUUCGCAAAAUAGCACCGAAGACGCCAUCUUGGAUGAUUGUAAGGACUUAAGAUUGGUCCGGACCAAUUGUAAGUUUCGAUUGUAACUUACAAUGAUCUUAGCCUACAAUCGCUUAGUGCAAGAUCGCAAUCUUAAGGAUUUGCAAUAAUUGUAGCGCUAAGAUCGUUUUGUGCAAGUGGACCCAGAUUGCAGUCUCUGGCCUUGUUUGAUUGGGAAAUAGAACUUAUAUGUUACUCAUCUCAUAUGUCAAGGAACAUCUCUCUUCAUCUGUUUGUGUAACACACAGUUUGGGUUGUAUUAGGCUCAGGGAGCUGAGAAUGCAUUUGAUGCACACAGAUGUAUUCCUCGGUGUAAUAAUGCAAACACAUUAUUAUAAUUAUGAUUAUGGUUGUUACUCACUAGAUACAUUAAGAAAGAAGGAGAAAUACUCCCGUAACAUUCCGUAAGUUUAUUCCAGAUUUUGAAUAUAUCAUCUUCCCGAGGCAAGAGAGUUAACUGUCUUUAAAAGUCCAGUUCCCACCCUUGCUGAACUAGGCUGGAAUUCCUUGGCUGGAUCGUAGCGCCACCAGUGGUUAUUAUGAGUUAUGUUCUUUCUAAACCUCUCCUAUGGACCAAUCAGAUCCCAUCUCAUGUAUCACUUGCAUUUGAUUCAAACCAAAUGGCGGUGCUGAGAGAAGACGAUCUGAUCGAUAAUGAAGAUCUAUAUUGUGAUAAAACGGGUCUUACAUCGCAAAGUGCAUCAAAUCACGUGAGCACUUUGAUUAAAAUCAUGAAAAGAUUUGGAAAAUAUCU
Molecule: messenger RNA, 8258 nt
Organism: Haliotis rufescens (red abalone)
Lineage: Eukaryota; Metazoa; Mollusca; Gastropoda; Lepetellida; Haliotidae
Exons: 16
Coding region: 134-2701 (855 amino acids)
Molecular function (GO): protein binding
Source: RefSeq, a predicted model, not a curated record